Messenger RNA from Hordeum vulgare subsp. vulgare (domesticated barley), 1985 nucleotides. RefSeq lists its product as uncharacterized. NCBI's taxonomy places the organism in Eukaryota, Viridiplantae, Streptophyta, Magnoliopsida, Poales, Poaceae. The record is from RefSeq and is a predicted model, not a curated record. The coding region runs from base 485 to 1792 and encodes 435 amino acids. Gene Ontology annotation, biological process: regulation of defense response to fungus. The transcript has 3 exons.
UCGGGCCGUCGUCUACUGGGCUUCGGCCCCGAGGCUGAUUCUCCCACCGCGACUAAACUUUUCUAAAUUUUGAAUUUGUGUCGUAAAGAACUUUUCUCUUUGGCAAUUUUUAAGCAGCUAUAAGCUGUGUGCCAAUUCCAACUACCAAAUCAUGGCCACUUCUUUCCACGUACGCCACCUACUAAAAUAGCACUUCCUCGGAGUGCUGUAUCUUUGCUGUUUGGAGGUAGAAAGACUCUUUCUGGGUGGGUGCUCGUCCUCUUCCUCUUGCUACUUCUUCUUCUUCCCUUUGUCCCCACGUUUCAGAAUUCCAUCCAUUAAGGUCGUCCGUGUUAUGUUAUCUUGGGCAAGCCGACGAGGACGUGAGAAAUAGGAGGGGUUCUGAAGAUUCUGAGAGCAAGGUAGCAGCUGCUCUCCAACCAUCGUUUCAGCUUGAAAGAAGAAGAAAACCAGCGUGGUGUCAGAACCGGUAUCGGCGGCGACGAUGCCGGCUGGGGGCACCAAGACGCGAUUCGGCCGGUGCCCCUACUGCCGCGCCAUGAUCUGCCAGAGCACCAGCGCCGCCAUCUACUACUGCACCAAAUGCCGCACUCCGAUCCGAGGCAAGAACACUGAACCGACGGACGACGAGACCUGCCGCGCUCUGAGCAGUCUGGAGAUCCUCUCGGCCGUCGACACCGAGUCGGUCUUCUCCGACGAGCUCGAGGAUUCCUCUACGCAGCCUUCGGUCAUCGACGUCGACGGAGACCAGCCUGCCUUCUCGAGCGGCUACAACUCCAACUCCGAUGCCAACAGCCAGGGGAUCACGGCUUCCUCGCCGUCACCGUACAGAGGCUUCGGCUCACCACGGGCCGGCACUCCUCGGAGCAAUAGCUGCUUCCCACGGGGCGUCGAAGAGGGCAGCGUCGUCUCUGAUGGACAAAACGAGGUUCGAGUUCGACCGGUGAACAGUCGCGUCGACGCGCUCCGGGCGUCGUCUCGGCGGACGAGGCGGGCGUCGAGCGCUUCCGACCCGAGCAUUCUUCGUCGGCGGGACUUCUCUGUCUCGGUUCCCGAGGAGGUGCCCACAAACUCGUCCUCCGAGCAGCAGCUCCGGCGGUCGGCGCUGAGCUCUAGGGAGCUCAGGACGUCCGCUAGCGUGUCCGCCGUCAGCGCGUCGCCGCUGACGGACCCGGCGUUCCAAAGGGACCUGCUACACGCGCUGGACAAGCUCCGAAGCAUGAUCGCCAACAUCGAGCUGCAGCCACGCUCGGCGAGCGGCGGGAGCGGGGCGGUGACGCGGCGGGACUCUCGUUUGUUCCGGCGGCUGGAGUCGCGGCUCGCGGAGGAGCUUCCCGCCGAUGACGCGGCAGCACGUGGCCCGCGCUGGAAUGAUUGCGCGAGCACGGGUUCUGCCUCGCGGUCGUCGGCGUCGUCGUCCAGCGGCCACGGCGAACGGCACGCGGGGAGGCCGCGGAAGAGGCGCCACUGCCUCCCGGUCCUGGGAGGCGCGCCGUUCGUGGUCUGCGGCGAGUGCUCCGAGCUUCUCCAGGCCCCCACGUCGGCGGUGCCGUCGAGGAGGAGGGGAAACAUCAGGCUGCGGUGCGGCGGGUGCGAGGAAGUGCUCGAGGUGGCGCUUCCCGCGGCUGCGGGUAUCGCUGGCCCCGCGCGCCAGACGAGCCGGGUGUCCGGCUCGGGUGUGCUGGAACGCGCGGCGAGCAGGAACGACGGUGCGCAGCAGGUGCCGUUGCUGCUGCACCGCGCGCUGGGGUACGACUCAAUGAGCCAGCUUCUCCAAAGCCGGCGGUACUGAAGUGUUCAGAGGUUUUGAUUUUUGAGUGUGUGCUCUUUUUCAGUGAUGCGGUGAAUUGUUUUCCUUUCAUGAACAGAUAUAUUUCCUUCGUUUCAAAAUAAAUGUAGCUGUUUUAAUACAAAAUUUAUAUUAAAUUAGUGUAAAUUUUUUUAUCACUUAUCUUAAGACAGAAGGAGUACAGUCGUUUGGAUCA